Caenorhabditis briggsae is the source of this 438-nucleotide messenger RNA. The record is from RefSeq and is a predicted model, not a curated record. The transcript has 2 exons. Lineage: Eukaryota; Metazoa; Nematoda; Chromadorea; Rhabditida; Rhabditidae. Bases 1 to 438 code for a protein of 145 amino acids.
AUGCCAAAGCCGAUCCAGCACGGCGACGAUUAUGACAGCGAUCCAGAGGUGCAGGCGGAGAAGGAGAUGGCGAAGAAGGAUCCGGUUGGCUAUGCCAUCGAUGCCAACUCGUUGACUUCGCAGAAGAAGGCGGCGGCGAAUGGCAAGGACGAGGUGUCGACGACUCCACCGAACGUCAUCGGCAACGGAGGAGCGGCUGGCGCGAUCGCCGGAGUUCCACGUAGCAAGUCACAAGACGAUGUUGCUAAGAAACAAAAGGCGGCCAACCAAUCGAAGGCGCUCAAAAAGCAACGCUCGCGUGGAAUCUCCGGAUGCUCGUCUCGCAAGUUUUCUGGAUUUGACGGCGACGAUUACGAGAUGGAAUUUGACAACUACGACGGCUACGAUCCACAGGAGUUCGACGAGGACGAAGAGGACCAUUACAUCAGAAAGCACUGA